AUGGCAUCAUUUGCUCGAACUAUACAUGGUGGAUCAACACCAACACGUGAAUUGAUUAAAAAUAUUGAUUUAUAUCGUCAAUCAUCAAUUUAUGUUUCAUCCACAUCAUUUCCCGCAUCAGGAAAAGAAUAUGUCAGUCGAGUAUUUUCUUCACCACGUGAAAUUACGUUUAAUUAUCGAAACGGUUUACAUAAUAUAAAAUUACAUCAAGAAAUUACAUCAUCACCAUCUAGUUUCUUUCAGAAAUGGCCAAAUUCAUCUGAAUCUAUUUUUUUAUUUUACAAGACUUUGUUUUUUGAUAAUUUACGAUUCAGUGCCGAUGAUUUUACAAUAAUUCGGCGUUCUAAUGAUUCGUGUAUCUUGUAUAAAACAAAAAAGAAUUCUUAUUCAAUUGGUUUUAUAUCAUAUAUCAUUCGUAUUAUUGAUAGAGAUGAGAUCUGUCUAGUUCUAAACAAAGUUAGAAUUACUUCAACGGCUGACACUCUUGACAUCAGUGGAAGAAAUUUUAUGUGCAAAAAUAUUUUACAAGGUAGUGUAUUAUCUGAUUCUAUAGUUAUUAUUCAACCAUCUCAAAUUUCAAAAAAAGUUGCUUUUUGA
Rotaria sp. Silwood1 is the source of this 597-nucleotide messenger RNA. NCBI's taxonomy places the organism in Eukaryota, Metazoa, Rotifera, Eurotatoria, Philodinida, Philodinidae. The record is from the annotation of a GenBank genome assembly.